CCUAAAAAAAGUCAGGCCAGAGAUGCAGCUUUAUCUAUGAUCUCAUUUUAUACAUCUCUCUUCUUGCUUCCCUUUCAUAGUAAUGAUUCCACUGAUCCUUCUUCUCUUCCCCUUUCUCUUUUUCCUUCUGCAUCAAUAACCCCAUAAACACUUUUUCCAAGAAAUCCCAUAAAGCAAAUAAUCAAAAUUUUAUUUUAUUUUAUUUUUUCUUUCUGUUUAUGUGUUAAAAAAUUAGUGUUUUCAGUAUUAGUACAGAAAGUUGUGUUGUUUCAGAUCCCAAUAUAUGAUCUUAUUAUAAGUGUGUGUAUAUUAUCAAGAAAUAGUACACAAAAGAUUCUCUUCUUCUGUGUGUAUUAUUUGUGGUCCUGGUGUACUGAAACCCAAAAAAAUAAAAAUAAUUUUUUUUUUUUGCAUAACCUAUGUUGUAAACAAAAGGAUCUUGUAUUAAGAAAAAAAUGCAAGAACAAGGAGUAGGGAUAAUGGGUUCUACUAGUCAUCAUCAUGAUAUUUCAUCUAUGAUGAUUUCUGAUGAUAUUAACCAUUCGACACAGCUGAAGGGUGAAAUUGCUACACAUCCUUUAUACGAACAGCUACUUUCAGCACACGUAGCAUGUCUUCGUGUUGCUACUCCUAUUGAUCAGUUGCCAUUAAUAGAUGCUCAGCUUUCACAAUCGGGAUCUCUUUUAAGAUCUUAUGUUUCGUCUCAACAGCACCAGCACCAGCAGCUUCCGCCUCAUGAGAGGCAGGAGCUGGAUAAUUUCUUGGCACAGUACUUGUUAGUUUUGUGUUCCUUUAAAGAACAGCUUCAGCAGCAUGUCAGAGUUCAUGCUGUUGAAGCUGUUAUGGCCUGCCGUGAAAUUGAACAAAAUUUACAAGUUCUUACAGGAGCAACACUUGGUGAGGGAACAGGUGCUACAAUGUCUGAUGAUGAAGAUGAGCUACAGAUGGAUUUUUCAUUAGACCAAUCUGGAGGUGAUGCACAUGACUUGAUGGGCAUGGGAUUUGGUCUUCCUACUGAAUCUGAAAGGUCUCUUAUGGAGAGAGUCAGACAGGAACUCAAAAUUGAGCUCAAACAGGGAUUUAGAUCAAGAAUUGAAGAUGUGAGGGAAGAGAUACUGAGAAAGAGAAGGGCAGGGAAGUUACCUGGUGACACCACUACUGUUUUAAAGAAUUGGUGGCAGCAGCACUCUAAAUGGCCCUAUCCUACUGAGGAUGAUAAGGCAAAACUUGUGGAGGAAACAGGUUUACAGCUGAAGCAAAUCAACAACUGGUUCAUCAAUCAACGAAAGCGCAAUUGGCAUAGCAACUCACAGUCUGUGACAUCUCUAAAGUCCAAGCGUAAGAGGUAGAGAAAAAAACUACGAAAUCAAGAACAUGUAUAGGUUGAUGGUAUUAUGAAUAUAAACAGCUUUUGCAGCAGAAUUCUGAACUGUCAAUUGUGGUCUAAGACAUUGGAAAAAUCUUAGGUAAGUCGCGUAGAUUAGGACCGGGUUGUAAUAUAUGGUACUCAGAAUUGGUAUACAUGUAUGGUAGUAGACUUGUGUUUUAGUAUACAACUAACAGUACUUUUGAGCUAUGGAAUAUUGACACUGUUUCUUGUAAUGGUGAUAAUUGUUUAGUGUUCUAAA
This is a messenger RNA of Capsicum annuum, 1628 nucleotides long. Its product is annotated as homeobox protein knotted-1-like 7. The record is from RefSeq and is a predicted model, not a curated record. Gene Ontology annotation, cellular component: nucleus. The coding region runs from base 456 to 1349 and encodes 297 amino acids. NCBI's taxonomy places the organism in Eukaryota, Viridiplantae, Streptophyta, Magnoliopsida, Solanales, Solanaceae. Gene Ontology annotation, molecular function: DNA binding. The transcript is spliced from 5 exons. Gene Ontology annotation, biological process: regulation of DNA-templated transcription.